AUGUCGACAAGUACAAAGCCAAAAUGCUUGAUCGGCGGCGAUGAGUUCGGAAUCUGCGUACAAAGGGAUUCAGAGCAAGGUGGCGACGAGCUAUGUUCCUACUGCAAAGACACACACCCGAUCAUCAUGUAUUGGAACCUCGAGCAGAUCGCCUUGCAACCUCCGGAGUUGCCAUCAAAGUUGAUGCUGGAGUUGAUAGAGGAGAAGUCGCGGGAGAAAAUAUAUCUCAACAUGUACAAAGUCCAGCUCGAACGAGUGCCACCCGGUAAACAUGUGUGUGUCUCCCGGCAGGAACGCUUCAGGGCCGACCACAAAGGCAACGAAUGGGUGGAUACUAUUAAAGAUAUCAGGAGUGACAGGAACGGAGAAAGAUCGCACGAAGAUAAAGACCUGGUGCUUGCUGACUACGUCGUAUGCGAUCCCGUGGACGGCGAAGCGGAACUCUGCGCCAAAUGCCUGUCUAAUCUCCAAGGCCAGAAUCCCGUCAAGCAUAUGUUUUCGGAAGAUGGCAAACACUUGCUUCCAAAGUUCAUUGGCAAAGGCAAGAAGGAGCCUGCGCUGGAGGAUAAAGGUGUUGCCAUGAAGGAGGGGAGAGGGAGGCGAGUCGAAGAAUAA
Molecule: messenger RNA, 615 nt
Organism: Alternaria metachromatica
Lineage: Eukaryota; Fungi; Ascomycota; Dothideomycetes; Pleosporales; Pleosporaceae
Exons: 1
Coding region: 1-615 (204 amino acids)
Source: RefSeq, a predicted model, not a curated record